CACCUGUCAACAGCCAUGCUCGGCAGGUCCGGGUACCGGGCGCUGCCCCUCGGGGACUUCGAUCGCUUCCAGCAGUCGAGCUUCGGCUUUUUGGGCUCGCAGAAGGGCUGCUUGUCCCCGGAGCGGGGCGGCGCGGGGCCAGGGGCCGAUGCACCCCAGAGCUGGCCCUCCUGCCUCUGCUAUGGCCUCAUCAGUUUCCUGGGGUUCCUGCUGCUGCUGGUCACCUUCCCCAUUUCUGGUUGGUUCGUCCUGAAGGUCGUGCCCACCUACGAGCGGAUAGUGGUGUUCCGCCUGGGCCGGAUCCGCAACCCCCAGGGACCUGGCAUGGUCCUGCUCUUGCCCUUCAUUGAUUCCUUCCAGAGAGUGGACCUGAGGACACGAGCAUUCAACGUCCCACCAUGCAAGCUGGCCUCUAAGGAUGGGGCUGUGCUGUCCGUGGGGGCCGACAUCCAAUUUCGCAUCUGGGACCCGGUGCUAUCAGUGAUGACUGUGAAGGACUUGAACACAGCCACGCGCAUGACGGCCCAGAACGCCAUGACCAAGGCCCUGCUCAAGCGGCCACUGCAGGAGAUUCAGAUGGACAAGCUCAAGAUCAGCGACCAGCUGCUGCUGGAGAUCAACGACGUGACCAGGGCCUGGGGGCUGGAGGUGGACCGCGUGGAGCUGGCGGUGGAGGCUGUGCUCCAGCCACCCCAGGACAGCCCGGCCGGGCCCAGCCUGGACAGCGCCCUCCAGCAGCUGGCCCUGCACCUCCUGGGAGGGGGUGUGAACCCAGGGGCAGGAGGUGUCCCACCCGCUGGGCCAGUGGACACCGUGGAGAUGGUGAGCGAGGUGGAGCCUCCUGCCGCCCACACUGGUGCAGGGCCCGGGCUGAAGCCGCCCAUGGCCGAGGGACUGCUGACAGCCCUGCAGCCCUUCUUGUCUGAGGCCCUGGUCAGCCAGGUCGGGGCCUGCUACCAGUUCAACGUCGUCAUGCCCAGUGGCUCCCAGAGUACCUACUUCCUGGACCUAGCCUCAGGGCGAGGGAGGGUGGGCCCCGGUGUGCCCGAUGGCAUCCCUGAUGUGGUGGUGGAGGUGGCCGAGGCUGACCUGAGGGCCCUGCUGUGCCGGGAGCUGCAGCCCCUGGGGGCCUACAUGAGCGGGCGGCUGAAGGUGAAGGGUGACCUGGCUGUGGCCAUGAAGCUGGAGGCAGUCCUCAAGGCCCUGAAGUAG
Messenger RNA from Carlito syrichta (Philippine tarsier), 1212 nucleotides. It is a transcript of the gene STOML1, whose product is annotated as stomatin like 1. Bases 16 to 1212 code for a protein of 398 amino acids. The record is from RefSeq and is a predicted model, not a curated record. The transcript is spliced from 7 exons. Gene Ontology annotation, cellular component: plasma membrane. Lineage: Eukaryota; Metazoa; Chordata; Mammalia; Primates; Tarsiidae.